Molecule: messenger RNA, 2306 nt
Organism: Hyaloscypha bicolor E
Lineage: Eukaryota; Fungi; Ascomycota; Leotiomycetes; Helotiales; Hyaloscyphaceae
Product: DEAD-domain-containing protein
Exons: 3
Coding region: 55-2253 (732 amino acids)
Cellular component (GO): nucleolus
Molecular function (GO): ATP binding; nucleic acid binding; RNA helicase activity
Source: RefSeq, a predicted model, not a curated record
CGCCAGGCCAUAUACCUCAGCCAUCACUCGAGAUACCUUGUUCGCAGAUUCCCCAUGGCUCCAGAACAGAAGAAGCGGGCUAGGCCCGUGUCAAAAGCAAGUCAGCGGUCCAAAAAACGCCAGAAAAUCGAGCCUGUCAAGAAUGGCACUGCAAAGGUUGGGAAAAGAGCAGUAGCAUUGGAUGCGCUGCCAUGGAACGAGGUCGAAAUGCCUGAUAUGUUUGAGGAUGCCGAAGGAUUUUUUGGUCUCGAAGAGGUAGAGGGCGUUGAAGUAAUUCGGGAAGGAGAUACUGUCAAAUUUGUGACAGCAGUGACGCAAAUGGCCGAUGAUGAGGAUGAAUUCAAGGGUUUCGGUGAUGGUGAUUUGGCACCAAAAGCGGCAGAAGCUCAGCCAGACAUCCCGGAUCUAGCGAAACCGGUGAAGGAGAAGAAGACCAAGAAAGAGAAAGCCAAGAAGCAAGAGACGAAAGAAGAAAAAUCCAAGCCUCUCGACCUUGAAACCAAUGUAUUCAAAGCUCUCGAAGAAGAUGCUGCCGAGGAGGGAACCGACGUCUCCGCAUGGGAAGAUUUGGACCUCUCUCCCGAUACACUUUCUGCGUUGUCGAAGAUGGGCUUUGUGAAACCAACGCCUAUACAAUCUGCUGCCAUUCCGGAAAUCCUGGCAGGACAUGAUGUUGUAGGGAAAGCUUCCACAGGAUCUGGGAAAACACUAGCAUUCGGAAUUCCUAUACUUGAGAGCUGGAUUGAGGCUUACGGGGAGUUAGCUGAAGAUGAGGAGGAAGAUUCGCGGCCUCCCACGGCAUUAAUUUUGUCGCCUACUAGGGAAUUAGCUCACCAAUUGACAGGGCAUAUCACGGCUCUAUGCAAAGGGCUUUCCAAUGCUCCUUAUGUAGCAGCUGUCACUGGUGGAUUGUCAGUCCAAAAGCAGCAGCGUCAACUUGCAAAAGCGGAUAUUGUUAUUGGCACACCGGGACGUCUUUGGGAGGUCAUGAGUGGGAGCAGAGAGUUGACAGCUUCCUUGAGGGAAAUUAAAUUUUUGGUCAUCGAUGAGGCAGAUAGACUUUUGACUGAAGGGCAUUUCAAAGAAGCCGAGGAGAUUUUGGGUGCCCUGGACCGACAAGAGGACCCCGAUGAAGACGAGGUAGAAAAGCUUUCCUCUCGACAAACUUUGGUAUUCUCGGCCACUUUCCACAAAGGGUUGCAGCAGAAGUUGGUGGGAAAGGGGAAGCAGGGUCUAAUAGACGAAAGCGAAUCUAUGGAGUAUCUCCUCAAGAAGCUCAACUUCCGUGAGGACAAUCCAAAAUUCGUUGAUGUCAAUCCAAUAUCACAAAUGGCAGAGAAAUUGAAAGAAGGCAUGGUUGAAUGUGCAGGGACUGAAAAGGAUCUGUACUUAUAUGCUCUCCUUCUUUAUCAUCCGAAUCAACGGACCUUAAUCUUCACAAAUUCGAUUCAUUCUGUCCGGCGUCUCACUCCUAUGCUUCAGAACCUCAACCUUCCAGCACAUGCGCUGCAUUCCCAGAUGGCUCAAAAGGCUCGAAUGCGGUCCAUUGAGCGUUUCUCAUCGCCAAAGGCGACUGGAUCGAUCCUUGUUGCUACCGAUGUUGCCGCCCGAGGUCUCGACAUUGGAGGUGUACAUUUGGUGAUACACUACCAUCUGCCUCGAGCGGCAGAUAUGUAUGUGCAUCGAUCAGGACGAACAGCUCGAGCAGAGGCUUCUGGUACCAGCAUUUUAAUAUGUGCUCCCGAAGAGGUUGUUGGAAUGCGCAGACUUGUUGCCAAGGUUCAUGCACAGAACGCUAUUGCUGGAGGAGGCAACAAAUCUAAGUAUUACAUGAGAUCAUUGGAUAUGGACCGCAAAGUUGUCGCACGAUUAAAGCCGAGGGUAACGUUAGCAAAGAAGAUUGCGGACAGUACUUUGGCGAAGGAGAAAAAGGGACAUGAUGAUGAUUGGGUGAAGAACGCAGCUGAGGAGCUUGGUGUUGAUUAUGACAGCGAGGAGUUUGAGGCUUUAGGUGGAGGAAGGAAAGGAAGGGGAACGGGGAGGAAAUUGAAGGAGAAAGAGGCAAGAGCGCUGACCAAGGGAGAGUUGGGUGCAUUGCGUGGCGAGCUGAAGAGUUUGUUGGCGCAACGUGUCAAUGUAGGAGUGAGUGAAAGAUACUUGACAGCUGGUACGGUUGAUAUUAAUGAGCUGUUGAAAGGAGCCAAGGGAGAUUUUCUUGGGAAGGUUGACGGCAUUGGUAUGGACGACACAUAGUCGAUACAGAAAACAUCAAAGGCUCUCCUUACAAUAAAAUGCAUCGUGACGGC